This is a messenger RNA of Schistosoma curassoni, 1932 nucleotides long. Lineage: Eukaryota; Metazoa; Platyhelminthes; Trematoda; Strigeidida; Schistosomatidae. The record is from the annotation of a GenBank genome assembly.
UUUGAUUUUAUGUUAUGUAUGGUAAUAACCAUUUACAACUGAAGAACAUCUGGAACUCAAAACAACUGUCAACCAACACCAAGGUCAGGAUUUUCAAUACAAAUGUUAAGACAGAUCUACUGUAUGGAGCAGAAACCUGGAGAACUACGAAAGCCAUCAUCCAGAAAAUACAAGUGUUUAUUAGCAGUUGUCUACGCAAAAUACUUCAGAUCCGUCGGCCAGACACUAUUAGCAACAACCAACUGUGGGAGAGAACAAACCAGAUCCCAGCGGAGGAAGAAAUCAGGAAGAAGUGCUGGAAGUGGAUAGGACACACAUUGAGGAAAGCACCCAACUGCGUCACAAGACAAGCCCUCACAUGGAAUCCUCAAGGCCAAAGGAAAAGAGGAAGACCAAAAAACACAUUACUCCAGGAAAUGGAGAUAGACAUGAGAAAAAUGAACAAGAAUUGGAUGGAAUUAGAAAAGAAGGCCCAGGACAGAGUGGGUUGGAGAAUGCUGGUAGGCGGCCUAUGCACCAUUGGGAGUAAAAGGCGUAACAGACUUCGAAUAGACACUACCUUGUGCGAUGGAUAUGAAGUUUAUUUGGAAACUUCAUUAAUAUCGUCUGUUUCAGUAAUGAAGUGAUUAUGAAUGUUACGAAUGUUCAAAUAGACUAUUAUUGUUUCAUGAUUUGGUAGGAUUCGUAUUCGAAUCAUAGCCAUUAUUCCACUUUAAUAGAGAACAUGUGAUUAAAUGGCAAUAUUGAGACGAUUCAAUCACCAUGUACACAUACUAAAAGAGAUUGAUAAAUUACAAUCGUCAACAUCAACAGCUCAAAAAAAAUGCAAACAAUUACAAAGAGAAUUUAUAUCCCUGAACAGUUGAAUGCCUAAUUGGUAACUUAAUGAUGAAGCGAAAACUCCUAGGUUCUGAUACAAUUUUGAACAUUAACAGUGAAAUACUAACAAAUGCAACUGACAACUUUCUAAUAAGACAUAAUUAGCAACCUACACUUCAUCAACUCAAACUAUUUAAACUGAAUGAAAACUCGAGACAAAUUUCUUUUUCAUUAUUUCUAACACAAAAGUGACUGUUCAAAACCAAUUCUUAUUGUUUCACAGUGUAUUAAAGCAGAAUAUCUUUUCUUUGUGGGGGGGGGGAAUAAAUCAAUAAAUCAAUAAUAAUUUACCAUGGUGAUAUGUGUAUUUUUUUCUUAUAAUUUCGAUCGUAAAUUAUUCAUAAAUUUGAUCAAGCAAAAUAAUAAAUAUUAAUGUGAAUAGAUUAUCAGUGAUAAUUAUUAUUCGCUAGAUUAUCGUUUUCAAUAAACAACAUCAAAUGAGCUAUUACAAUUUUAAAUGAACAACUUAUGAAUGAGACAGAAUGUUUGACAUUUAUGUUUUCUUUCAACAACAAAAAGAAAAUUAAAGUCAUACAGAUAAUAUCAAUACUGAAAACACUAAAUUGAUAAUAAAAACAAGAAUAUCGAAUUAGAUAAAUAUUAUAGUUAUGAAGUCGUAUUAUUAUGAUUAUUUAAUGAAUAAUCCUCUUAAAUCUUUAUUCGAUCAUUAGCAUAGAGAAUAUUAGGUCUAUCGAUCUAUGUUCAUAUUUAUAGAAUAUUUUCUAAGAUAAGAUUAAUUUUUCAUUGAAAGUGUUCAUCCAUGAAGUUGAUACCAUUUAUUCAGGUAAUGUGUUCCAAUCAUUAAUUAUUCGAUGAGUAAACGAAGAUUAACUCAUAUUCUUUUGUUUCAUUGAACUAUAUCAUAUUCACUACAUAGAACUCAAUACACAUCUAUAAAAUGUCUUCCUUUCUAAAUGUAUUAUCUUUUUCUUGUAUAACUUAAAGUAAUGAUGUAUAGUAAAUAGUACCAGUAUGAUAAGGAUAGAAUUUCAAUGAAGGUUAUGAAAGAAUAUAUAUAUAUAUGAACAACGUAAUUAAAUUUCAUUAGUUUUA